CGGCUGCUCUGCCAGGCGGAUCUGCGAGCGGAGAACCUCCCGGAGCUCCCCCGGGGGCUGAAGGUGCUGAGCCACGAUGGGUUUGGCUGAGGACAAAGUGUACAUCCACAUUACGGGAAACCUCAAGAAGUUCGGCACUAUCCGAGUGGCGUCGCUGGCCAAUUCCCUGACCUGCCUGGUCGAUUCUGACAGAGAGGAACUCCUGGCCCGGGAGGAGACACGGGGCAACCAGGCAGCCGUGUUUAGGUUCUAUCAGCACCUGAGGUGCCGCAGGGGCUGGGUGCAGGAUCUCAUCCAGGCACUGCACCACAACAACGCAGGGCACUUGGCUGAUGAGCUGCAGGAAAUCUAUGAUGCCUGGCAACCUCGACCUCGUUCCUCAGCUCCUGCUGCUGCCCCCUCCCUUCCCAGUGAUGCCCAUCCCAGGCCCUCCUCCACCAGUGCCCAGACACCACCCCGGGGGCCAAAUUCUGCCCCGCUGGCUGGGCAGCCACGCCGAGACCUGGCCACUGGUGACCAUCCCCCUGUCCUGCCCAGCGCUGGCACCACCACGAGCACGGAGCUGGAGGCCAGAGUGCCUGUGCAGGAAUCGCUCCCCAAAAAACUCCCGGAGCCAGAGAGUCCCCAGCCGGUUCCACCUGGGAGCCAAGUCCAUGGCGAAGCGAGCGGCGGGCACAGCGCAGAGGGGAAUGUCUCCCACCCCGCCGGGGCCCUGCCAGUGUCACCAGGGACACCAGGGGUGGCUGUGCCACCAGCAGUGUCCCCAGAGCAGGGCCGGGACUGGCUGAGCCGCCGGCCGGUGUGUGUGGACAAUGGGUUUUUUGGGAAUGCCAACCACCUGCACCGCGGCGCGCCCGGCCUGGGCCUGGGCAGGGCUGCUCCAGCCAGGGAUGCGGGUGCCACUCACAGCCCUGGGCAGCCCAGGAACGAGCCCGAAGAGAGCUCAGAUGUCUUCACAGAGUCACCACCGAGCCUGGAGGGGGCCACUCGUGCUGUGCCCCCAAACCCAGUGCCCACAAAGCAGCCUGUGCCAAGCUGUGGGCAGGGUGAGCCCACGGGAAGCUUCGUGGAUGUGCGCAGCCCCCUCCUCAUCCAGGAGCAGUUUGAUGUGGAGAAGAAGCGGGUGGGGACGCUGCCACAGCACCCAGGGAGUGCAGGUGCUUCAGUGGAAACAGCUCCCCUGGGUGCCACCCCUGUGCCCAGAGCCACUGUCCCAUCCCGUGACAGCUCUGUGAAGUCUCUUACGCAAGAGAAGAAGCUGCCUGUUGGGAACAGAGCCAGCAGCACCCCCUGUGUGCCAGCCAAGGAGAAAGUGCUCCCGGCCUCGGCAGGCCCAGUCCUGGGCACAGCUGUGGUGGGUGGCUCCGAAGGCGCGGCUGGGAGAUCGGCUUUCCGGGUGAGCUCUGCCACGAGCAUCUGGGCACCUCAGAGUGAUGAGGAGAAGGAAGAGGAGCUCAGCAAACCAGAUGUCCUCAUGUCCACGCCUGGGGGCAGCCCAGAGGUGGCCAGCAGACACCCGAGCUCUCAGGAGCCCAGCAACCCCUCCAGCAGCCUUGGCCUCAGCAGCGACCCAAUCCUGGUGAGCAGGGAUAGCUUGAGCUCAGGAGCAGCGCUGCCCAGAGUCUCCUCAGUUCCUGCAGGCCCCAGAGCAAAGGAGGCACCUGGAGCAAGGAGAGACUCCUGUCCUGCUCCAGGCUGGGACAGCAGCUCCCUGGGCACCCACGAGCUCCGUGUGGAUCAUCACCCCAGCGUCCAUCUUGGAGCCGGCAGCCAUGGGGUCACUCCCCUUGGAAGCUCCGUGAAUUCCAGCUCUGGCAGUGCCACCAGCUCCCCUCAGGGCAGAGCCCCAAAGGGGGACAGCAGUGGCCUGUCCCUGCUGUACAUCCUGCCAGCUGUGGGUGUCAUUUCUGCCGUGGCGUUCGCCGUGUACGCCCGGCUGCGGAAAUAGCGGUGGGACACCCCGACAGUGACACAGCCAGGGGUUCCUCUGGCAGCAGGAUUUUGGCCAAUGCAUUUGAAGCCUGAAGAGCAGCAAAGGGCAGUAGGGGUGUUGUUAAAUCUUUUUCUGGAAGGUUCUGCUGGAAGAGGCCUUGGUACAUGAUGCUGUUGGGUUUGGGUCCGUUCCCUCCCGUUUCCCAGCCAUCUUCUUGGCUGUAGCCUUCUCUUUUUACAGCCCUCAGGGAGAAGAUCUUGCUCCAAAAUGUUCCAUUGAGUCAAAAAGGAAAGCACUUAUGGUGAUUCUCCGUGUCUUGGUUGGUCCCAGGAAUUCUCAGGGAAACUGGUGAUCCAAAGGGUGACCUCCAGGUCCUUUGUGCAAUGCAGCCAGGAGAGGUGGUGCAGGUAUCCUGUAACAGCAGAGCUGAUUUUCUUGGCUCUGCUCAUCUUGGCUUGAAAAUGUGCCCAAGGGUGGGUGCAGCAGCCUCCACUGGACAUCUCAUGUUCAGUUUGCCUUACUUGGUGUCUCUGGCUCUGCUGCUCCUUCUGGGAUUGUUUCAUGUAGUACUGACCCUGGGGAUAAACAUGAGGGUCAGGAAAGAGCUGCAUCUAACAAGCAUUAUCAAGGAUCAGCCUCUUUUCACCCCCUCCAGGCAGAGAAAGGGGUUUCUGAUUUAAGAGGAAUGUUUCAGGCAAUGCCAACUUCAAGCAGACUUGGUCCCACAGAAAGUUGCUGGGUGUCUUUGAUUUUAGGCUGGAUCUUUGGAGUUUGGAAGGGUGGAUGGAGUUCCUGAUACCUGUUGUUGUGGGGUAGGGGUAUAGGAACCUUCUGCCCAGGCUGGGACACAAACAGGAUCAACUGCAUGGAAGCCAUAGGAGAGUCUGAGAUGCUCUGGGCUGUGGGGAGACCUUGGAGCACCUUCCAGUGUCUAAAGGGCUUGGAUCAGACUGGUCCUGGGGGAGGUGUCCCUGCCCAUGGCAGAGGGCUGGGAUGGGAUGUUCAUUGAUGGCCCUUCCCACCCCAACCAUUCUGUGAUUCUAAAAUACAGUGAAGCAGGGAGGCAGCAACAGCUUGGAAUAAUGACAUUGCUCCAGGCUGCUCCAAGCCCUAUUCAGCUUGGCCUUGAACUGUUCCAGGGAUGGAGCAGCCACACCUGUGUCCGUGCCUCACCACCCUCACAGGGAAGAAUUUCUUCCCAGUAUCCCAUAUCCCUGCCCUCUGACAGUGGGAGCCAUUCCCCUUUGUGCUGUCCCUCCAGGUCCUUGUCCAAAGUCCUUCUCCAGCUCUCUUGUAGCCCUUUUAAGUACUGGAAGGUGCUGGAAGGUCUCUCUGAGUGUUCUCCAGGCUGAGAACUCCCAGGUCUCCAGAGCAGAGGGCUCAGUCCUGUGGCCUCGCUGCAGCAGCUUCACAUCCUUAUGUUGGACACAGCACUGCAGGUGGGCUCUCAGCAGAGCAGAGCAGAGGAGCAGAAUCACUUCCCUCAUCCCACUAACUUGUUCAUGCUAAAUGAGUUCCCAAAAUCCUCUCUUCCUGCUGGCAGGGAGCUCAGCCCAUCACACCCAGAGCUUGGCCUGUGGUGGGAAAGGUCACUCAGCCCUCAGUGGCUGCUCCUCCCUCCCCAUAGUUCCCUUCUGCCCAGAAAUCCAGGAAGUGCCUCCAUGAACCAAGGCCAGCCAGUAGAUGUAGGAGGGAGGUGCUGCUGUGCUGUGUCAGGGCUGCUUUCCAGAACAGCUCCAGGUGUUCAUUCCUUGCUCAGUGCCUGCUGAAGGAGGGAGGGACAAUCCUUUAAACACACCCAGCCCCCUCUGCCAGGAGAGGGAUGUGGGGCUGCUCUUCCCAUCACAGAUUAAAUGGUUUUCACUCCCUGACAGGAGGGCCUUGCCUUCUGCACACUUUCUGUAAUUCAGGGCAGAUCCAUGAGAUCCCAAACCAGCCUCAUCCAUACCAAGGCUCUCUUCUCUGAUGCUUUACUUGCCUGUGCAAUUCUUCCCAUGUUUUCCCAUACAUUUAAGCAACAGCUUGUAUGCUUUGCCUUUUCAUGUUGGGUUCCUCUUGUGGAACAGCUGGUUUGUCACCACCUCACACUGGGGAAAGCAGUUCAGAUUGCUGCUGUGAAGUGCCAGGAUUUUCACAGUUGUUAUGUAGCACUUUAAAGCCUCAUUGGCAGGAGAUGGUGCAGGAGGGAGCUGUGUCCCAGCACAUCUUUUACUAACAGGCUAAAAAGCCUUUUACUAACUAUAAUAAUAAAUUGGUUUGAUGCUUCA
Molecule: messenger RNA, 4200 nt
Organism: Melospiza melodia melodia
Lineage: Eukaryota; Metazoa; Chordata; Aves; Passeriformes; Passerellidae
Gene: MAVS
Product: mitochondrial antiviral signaling protein
Exons: 7
Coding region: 77-1948 (623 amino acids)
Source: RefSeq, a predicted model, not a curated record